CUUGAAUCCAGUUUGUGCAUUACGACGAGUCUGUAUUUUUACUCGAAGAGAGACAUGAAUGAUGAUAUAAGGCUGACAAAUGCAGGAGAUUCCCAGUCUCCAGGAAAUGAUUCCUCUUCCAAUCGUAGUAUAUGGUCACAAGAACACAUAAAAAGGAAUAAAAAGAGACUUUGUAUCUCUAAAAUCAUCAUCACCAUCAUAAUCUUCUUUCUGGUGGUUCUAAUAAUUACUCUAGCCACAAUUUUAGCAGUAGAAAAACACAAAUCUUCCACUGAACACACAUCAUGCUUGGAUGACUGGAUUGGUUACCUAGGAAAGUGCUUCUAUUUUUCUGAAAAUACAACAACCUGGGCAGCAAGCCAGAACUUCUGUGUCUCUCACGUAGCAACUCUUGCUGUGUUCAACACCACAAAAGAACUGGAUUUCCUGAAGCGAUACUCUGACCAUUCUCAAUAUUGGAUUGGACUGAGACGAAAACCCGGACAGACCUGGAAGUGGAUAGAUGGAACCACAUACAGUGGCUGGUUUAAAAUAUUGGGAAUUGGAGAAUGUGCCUAUCUACACAAAAUUGGAAUUAGCAGCGCUAGUACCCAUUUGGUUAGAAAAUGGAUUUGCAGCAAACCAGACACAUAUAUUCCAAGAAGUUAAGACAUCAUAG
Molecule: messenger RNA, 658 nt
Organism: Rhinolophus ferrumequinum (greater horseshoe bat)
Lineage: Eukaryota; Metazoa; Chordata; Mammalia; Chiroptera; Rhinolophidae
Product: C-type lectin domain family 2 member A-like
Exons: 5
Coding region: 55-648 (197 amino acids)
Source: RefSeq, a predicted model, not a curated record